Ambispora leptoticha is the source of this 330-nucleotide messenger RNA. NCBI's taxonomy places the organism in Eukaryota, Fungi, Glomeromycota, Glomeromycetes, Archaeosporales, Ambisporaceae. The record is from the annotation of a GenBank genome assembly.
AUGCAACAAGAAUUUCAGAAGCAGAGUCAGAGUAUUUCUCAACAGCCAUUGGAAAAAUCAAAUACUGUCUCACCACAACUACAGUCACCACAACAGCAAAAAAUACAACAGGCAAAAAAAGUGUUACCUGUACCUGGAUUUUCGGAAGAACCCAUCGAAGCACCGCUGGUUUUUCAAUGUAACGACUGUUUAAUAAUUGUUGGUGAUUCAUUUGCAUGGGUGUCAGCUGACCAGGAUUUAAGCAGUAUAGUGUUAUUUGCAAAACCUAAGAAUUUACGGGUGGGUGAUGAUUUAUUUUGGUCAAAAGAGGGAGUUGAUGUUGGAAGGUGA